Ostrinia furnacalis (Asian corn borer) is the source of this 1634-nucleotide messenger RNA. It is a transcript of the gene eIF4H1, whose product is annotated as eukaryotic translation initiation factor 4H1. The transcript is spliced from 6 exons. NCBI's taxonomy places the organism in Eukaryota, Metazoa, Arthropoda, Insecta, Lepidoptera, Crambidae. Bases 58 to 945 code for a protein of 295 amino acids. The record is from RefSeq and is a predicted model, not a curated record. Gene Ontology annotation, molecular function: RNA binding.
UAAAAUUUGAUAUAGACUACAGAAAUCCCGCGUCAGUAGCAUCACUAGUCUCCAAACAUGGCAGGACGUAGUGGUUUUGACGAUGGUAAUCCCAGGGAUUUCGGUGGCGGCAGGAGGACACUCGGUGGCCGCCAGCUCCCUUCCGAGCCCCCAUACAAGGCUUAUGUCGGAAACUUGCCCUCGGGUAUUAUCCAGGGUGACAUCAACAGAAUUUUCCCUGACCUAGCAAUAAAAAAUGUGAGGUUGGUUAUGGAUAGAGAAACAGACAAAUUUAAAGGCUUCUGCUAUGUGGAGUUUGAAUACCUCGAGGACUUGGUCAAAGCGAUUGAGAUGAAUGGAGCUCUAAAUGUAGAUGGUAAUUUUAUCAAAAUUGAUGUCGCUGAAGAAAAAAGAAACGACCGAGGGGGCGGUUUCGCCGGCGGGCGGCGGGACGGCGGGCGUGACGGCGGCCGUGACGGCGGGCGCGGCGGCGGCGGCGGCGGGUUCCGGCGUGACGGCGGCGGCCGCGGUAUGUACGACCACUUCGAAGUCGCCGACCGCCGCGCGCCACGACAGGCAGGAGGGUUCACACAUGAACGCGAGCGAGGGGCCGGCGGCGGUGGCGGCGGCGGCGCGGGCGGCGAGCGGUGGGCCGAGGGUGGGCGCGGCUCGCGCGGCGGGUCUGAGGAGCCCCGCGGCGGCGGCGAGUGGGGCCGCAUGGGCCGCUCCGGAGGCGGCGGCGGCGGGGGCGGGGGCGCCGCUCCGCCCGCGCAGCGCCCGCCGCGCCGCAACUUUGAUGACAUGCCCCCGGCACGUCCAGAUACCUCAGGCAGACCAAAGCUGAAGCUGGAGCCGCGAACGGUGAAGGAGCCGGUGAACUCGCUGGCGUCGACCAGCCAGGCGUCGUCGAUAUUCGGCGGCGCGCGGCCGCGGGAAGAGCGGCUAAAGGAGCUGGCGGGCGAGUAAGCGCCGCGUCCCCGCGCCCGACGAUGAUCCCUUAUGUGUGCCCCGUUAUUUAAUGUGCAGACUAAAAUUGUAUAUGAACUCGAAGGAUUUUUGUUAGGUUAUGAGGUUGUAAAUCAUUUUUAUCGUAUAUUUUGUUAGCAUUAUUAUGUGUCGAUGAGCUUACCGUUUCGCCGCGGCCGCAGCCCGCGCUGCGCCCGCGCGCGACGCUUCGUUACUCUCAGUGUAAAUUGCUAGCGGACGUUUACCGUUAAACUCUCUGAGCUUGUGUGUUAGAUAUCGGCUUGCAUAAUAUUUAUGUCUCAGAAAAUAUUUUUUCGUUUGUGAUCAUAUUUGCUGAUACGUCUUAGUACAGCGAAGCGAUUAAUUUUAUUUUUACCGUCUGUGGCGAUUUAGAGCUUCGUAACUGAUUCUCUGUUGUAAUUGUUUAUCAUUUUAUCGAUUGUUUAGUUUUAUAGGUCGCGAAAAUUAAUCAUUGAUUGAGUAAUUAUGAUACAUAAUUUAAGAGUUGAUAAUAUGGUGAUGUAAUAAUUACGGUGUCAUUAAUAAAAUUAACUUCCACGUACUUGGAUUUCUACUUUAUUAGAUAUUGUGUAAUGUAAUGAGUUACGUGGCAAAGAAAUUGAAAAAAAAAAUCGCAAAAUUGUAACAGAACAUAGCAAAAAAAUAAAUAAAAAGUGAACACUUUAUAA